AUGCAUGUCGUAAUAGUAGGCACCGGCCCCUCGGGCCUCAUCCUCGCCCUCCUCCUCUCGCGGGCAAACAUCCGCGUAACCCUCCUCGACGGCGCCUCCACGCUCGACGACCGCCCGCGCGCCGCCCACUACGCACCCUCCGCCAUCCGCGUCCUGCGCGACGCAGGCGUGCUCGACGAUGUCCGCUCCAAGGGCUUCAUCCCCGGCGCCAUGAUGUGGCGGAAGAUCGACGGGUCCCCUAUAGCAGGUCUCAAAGACACGCCGGAAUCGCGCGGAGAGGAUGGAUUGACGGUUUUACCGCUGAAUAUGUUGGGGAAGGUGUUACUAAGUCAUGCGGAGAGGGAGGGGAAUAUUAGUGUGAAGUGGGAGCAUAAAGUGGUGGAUGUAGGACAGGAUGAGGGUGGUGCGUGGGCGGUUGUGGAGAUGAGGGAUGGGAGCGAGGUGAGGGUUACGGGGGAUUAUUUGGUCGGGUGUGAUGGAGCGAAUAGUCGGGUUCGGAAGGCGCUUUUUGGGGAUGUGUUUGAGGGGAAGACGUGGGAUGCGCAGAUUGUUGCUACGAAUGUAUACUACCCCCUUCACGAUUUCGGGUUCACUGAUAUCAAUAACAUCAUCCAUCAUGAAGACUACUACAUGGCAGCCAUCAUAAGCAAAGACGGCAUGUGGCGCGUCUCCUACGGCGAAGACCCGAAACUGAGCUACGAAGAAGUGCUCGCGAACCAACCCGCGAAAUACGAGCGCAUGCUCCCCGGGAACCCGAAACCAGGCGAUUAUAAACUCACAAACGUCGGCCCCUACCGCAUCCACCAGCGUUGCGCAGAGUCUUUUCGCGUAGGUAAAAUCACCUUGGCAGCCGACGCAGCGCAUCUCGUGAACCCCUUCGGCGGCAUGGGGUUAACGGGUGGGAUUGUAGAUGUAGGUGGGUUGGCGGAGUGUUUGAUAGGUAUUGAGAAGGGAGUUGCGGAUGAGGAUAUACUGGAUAAGUAUAGUGAGAAGCGGAUGGAGAAGUGGAGGGAGUAUAUCAAUCCGAUCUCGAGUGAUAACUUUUUGAGGGUUUCGGCGACGGAUCCUGAGGAUCCGUUUACGACGGAUGAGUUUUUGAAGUUUUGUAGGGAGAUGGAGGAGGAUGGGACGGGGAAGAUGAAGAGGGAUUUUGACGCAUCUGUUUAUGAUAUUUGCCAUGACUUUACGCAGUACUAUCGAGAUGCUCCGGUUAGCAAGACGCCGGCAACCGCUGUAAUGAAUGGAACGACUGCGGUGAAUGGGGUUGAGGGUCAUGCAAGUAAUGGUAUCAAGGUAUAA
Molecule: messenger RNA, 1299 nt
Organism: Glarea lozoyensis ATCC 20868
Lineage: Eukaryota; Fungi; Ascomycota; Leotiomycetes; Helotiales; Helotiaceae
Product: FAD/NAD(P)-binding protein
Exons: 4
Coding region: 1-1299 (432 amino acids)
Biological process (GO): ubiquinone biosynthetic process
Cellular component (GO): mitochondrion
Molecular function (GO): FAD binding; oxidoreductase activity
Source: RefSeq, a predicted model, not a curated record